UUUUGACUAUCUUUUGAACAUGGUCCGCUUAUCGACAAACCCAUUUGAAAACGCAAUUUUUAGAUUUUAUGAGAUCUUCAAAAACGAUGUCAUAUGUGAAAUCGCAUGCACCGCGCCUGCUCCUCACAAAGAUUUUCAUCACUUGCUAGUUACUACAAAAUCGUUCACUUGGCGUUCGUGGAAGAUUACACCAAGGAAUGAUGGGGCAAAAUAUCGACCAACUGAACAAACUGUUUUGCGUGAAGACUUUUUACAUGAUGACCGAAUUCAAUCCGAAAUACUGCGUGUCCUUGGACCUGAAAUGCUGGACUACUGUCAAAAAGUUGCAUCCGGGCGAGCUGAUUAUUUAGUCAGAAUGCCGACAGAUGUAUUAAUGAAGAUCAUCUCCUCUCUCAAUUUAGAGGAUGUGAUAAAUCUCGGUUACACUUGCAAAUUCAUGAACAAGCUAUGUAACGACGACGAACUGUGGAAAGCAAUCUAUGCCAAGAACUCGGUUAUUCCUGAGAAUGAGACCGUUGAAGAGCUUUCGAAACUCUUUGGAUGGAAGAGACUGUUUUUCACAAACAAACUCCAGUUGCAAGUAAUCAUGCACACACAUGAUAUACAGUGAAUCUUUAUGCGUCUUAUCCGAUGGUUACAGAUGCAGGUUAGAAGGUUGCGGAUAGAACAAACUAGUGGCGGUGGGGAUGAUGAUGUUGGUGUCGAUUCCAAGAGUAGGGAGUCAGGAUUCGGUGAUGCGGAUCUCUACAUUGAAACGCCAACGUUCCAGGGUACGUGAACGCUCCGGCCCCAUUUGUGUGCGUCCUGAAAGUUUUGUUUGCUAUACCGAACGGGUUGUUUCCGCCUAUUUUAGAGCGGCUGCAGUAGAUGGAGGACCCUUUAGCAGCCAUCAGUGCUUAGGGAUUGCGCUGUGUAUGGCCUCCCAUGACCUUCCAACAUCCUGUUUCAUUGUGUUUCUCUACUGUCGUUCAAGUGAUCUGUUUGUUUUUUGCACCACAUACCUAAUGCGAAAAGAAAUAAAUCGGUCCGUUCUACAC
This is a messenger RNA of Dicrocoelium dendriticum, 1037 nucleotides long. The record is from the annotation of a GenBank genome assembly. NCBI's taxonomy places the organism in Eukaryota, Metazoa, Platyhelminthes, Trematoda, Plagiorchiida, Dicrocoeliidae.